UAUCCCCACCAAUAAUUUGAAUAAUCAGCCAAAAAUUAUUCAUUUAAAUAGAAAAUUAGGAUUUUAUCUGAUAUUCGUUGCUCGUCAUCAAAUAAACGCAAACUAAAAAUGAAGGUACAAAUUGUUUUAUUGGCUGGAUUAAUCGCUCUAUGUGUUGCGGCACCACCACCACAACGCGAGUCCAGAAUUUUAAAAUACGACAGUGACGUUAGGGAAGAUGGAUAUGAUUUCGCAUUUGAAACUGACGACCCAAUCAAACGUAAUGAAGCCGGAAAAAUUCAACAAGUUUCCCAAGAAGAAAGCAACCUCCAAGUAAACGGUGACUUCGCAUUUAAUUUCCCAGAAGGAGUUUCUUUCCAAACUGUUUUCGUAGCCGAUGAACAAGGUUACAGGCCAAAGGUUUCUUUCGGUCAAGCAAGAGUUUAAAAGAGCAUUAAAGUUGUAAAUAAAGAAUUGUGUAAAUUUUGUAAAAAAAUGUAAUAUACUAAUUAA
This is a messenger RNA of Diabrotica balteata, 492 nucleotides long. NCBI's taxonomy places the organism in Eukaryota, Metazoa, Arthropoda, Insecta, Coleoptera, Chrysomelidae. The record is from the annotation of a GenBank genome assembly.